Molecule: messenger RNA, 495 nt
Organism: Aspergillus ochraceoroseus IBT 24754
Lineage: Eukaryota; Fungi; Ascomycota; Eurotiomycetes; Eurotiales; Aspergillaceae
Exons: 2
Coding region: 1-495 (164 amino acids)
Source: RefSeq, a predicted model, not a curated record
AUGGAACCGAAAAUUGAGACGGUGGCUGCUGUCAUGACUCGAUUCGGGGGCGAUGUCAAGAUCCACCUGAGUUCCCUGAAGAAGAAGCAGGCAGAAAAUGACCCAUCAGAAGAAUCAAUCAUCAAUACUGCCCAAACUAAGGCUGCAAUCCUCCGAGAGACGUCCGUCCCCUUGACUACGUGGCGGGGUUCUUCUGGAUUUUUAUCGAGAAAUCUUCAUCUGAUGCGUGGGGAAGCAUCCGAAUCAAUCGACUGUUACUUUAUUGCUCCCUUGGCUUUCCGUUCUGCCUCCGACCUCAUCCGCAAUGGUAUCGAGGCAGGCUCCUCUCCUAGCCAAAGCAAGGCAUACAGACUUAUUGAAGGACCCCCUCCCUUCUGUGAAGAACUCCUUAUCCAUCCCUUUGCCAACGCACCACCGCAGUCUAGAGCUGCAAGUCCCUCUCUAUGCCAAUUGAUGGGCCACACCACACACAAGCCGGAUAACGGCAAUUCGUAG